AUGCCACAAGUCGAUCUCGAAACCUUUGUUUCUUCAGUAUGCUCCGACCGGAAAAUCGCAUGCGAGACUCUCGCCAUCGACAAAGACUCCACCCAUGACCCGAUUACCCGACCCGUUUCCGACUCCGCAUCGACUCCGAUCGAUUUUCCACCGGAAUCUUACUCAUUAUCCAAAGAAGCACAAGUUGAGUGGCUAAACGAGAACGCUUUCUUCGAACGCAAAGAAUCGCAAAAAGGAAACUCAUCUUCGAAUUCGAAUCCCAAUUCAUCAUCAAACCCUAAUUCGAGCUCACAGCGAAUUUCUCUCAAAUCAAAGGCCUCGAUCAUCAGAUUACCGAAACCACAGAAAACUUGUUUCAACGAAGCGAAGAAACGGAGAAACUGCAGAAUCGCGAGGACUCUGAUGAUCCCGAAACGGUUCGGGUCGAGAUUGAAAUCGGAUCCUUCGUUAUCGGAGCCUUCUUCUCCGAAAGUUUCUUGCAUUGGGAGAGUGAGAUCUAAACGUGACCGUAGCCGUCGAAUGCAGAGACAGAGAUCCGGUCGAACCGAUUCUUUUAAGGAUAAACCGGUUCGGGUUAAGAAACCCGGGUUUUUCGCUAGCUUCAGAGCCAUUUUCAGAACCGGAGGUGGUUGCAAAGACUUGUCGGCGAGUGGAGCUCACGCGCCGGGGCGGGAGGCGGUCACUCCUCCGAGAGUUUCGGCGAGAAGAUCGACCGAUAUCAGAGGACGGCUUCCGCCGGGAGACGUCGGUAAAUUCUCGCCGUCGAGGUUAAGCACCGGUUCGAGGCGAUCGGUGGACGGUGGGGAACCGGUGUUGUUGCCCGGUUUAGGUGGGAUGACGCGGUUUACUUCGGGGAGAAGACCGGAUUUGUUGGUAGACGUUUGA
Molecule: messenger RNA, 885 nt
Organism: Arabis nemorensis
Lineage: Eukaryota; Viridiplantae; Streptophyta; Magnoliopsida; Brassicales; Brassicaceae
Source: the annotation of a GenBank genome assembly